CCAUUUCACCUUGACAUCAGCUGCAGGAAAAUACACGCUGUGUUGUUUGUAUACUCAAACGAACAAAAAUGCAGAGAAUAAUUGUAACAACUGUGAUAUUAGGCAGCCUGGCCACUGUAGCCUGGGCUGGUAUGUGUGUAGUAUGCCGGUCAGACCGCGAUUCCGGCUGUGGUGAGACGAUGGACAUGAAGAUUGUGAACGACUAUGCAAUGAAGUGCAACUCAAGUGUAUGCGACAAGAGGGUCAACGAUGAGAUUCAUAAACUCGUGAUUCGGCAGUGUGGCUCGGACGCGGCAGUGGACGAGGAAUACUUCUCCCACAAAUGUAAGGAACUGACAAAUAUCAAGGUGUGUAAAUGUAAGGGAGACAUGUGCAAUGGUCAGUCCCAAAUAAGGUCCAGUCUGAGCAUGCUUACCGGCGUUCUAUUGGUCGUCAUUGCAGUUAUACGAUAAAAAGCACUCGGACAAUACUAUAAGAAAAGACACAUGUAAAACAAAUAUUGUAUACCCUUAUAUGGACAUCACAAUUAUCAUAGGCUGUAAACGUGAACCAUUGAAAAACUUGUUUUUUUGUACCAAAACUGAGACCAUUAACAUCACUAUUGACCAUGGAGGAUGUUGGCAGUACUUUUCUACAGAGUGAAUAUACGUAACUCGACCGAGAAUUUGUAUAUAACUUUGUAUACUUUGAGACGUCUGUCACAUUUGAUUUUAAUGAUAGAAUUUGAGGAAUUGUAAUGUCAUUUUAGUCUUGAAUAUUAGUGAUAUCAUGUUAGAAUUUGAAUGAUGGCGACUUCAUUGUUAUUUGAGUGAUGUUGUCGUCAUUGUAGAGUCUGAGUGAUGCUGACGUCAUUUUAGCGUUUGAGUGAUGCUGACGUCAUUUUAAAGUCGGAGUGAUUCUAAAGUCGCUUAAGAGUAUGAAUAACGUAAACGUCAUUUUAAAUUUUGAGUGAUGCUAACGACAUUUAGAGUCUGAGUGAUGCUGACGUCAUUGCAGAGUCUGAGUGAUUGUGGCGUCAUUUUAAAAUCUGGGUGAUGUUAACGAUUUUAUGCAAACUUUUACUUAACAGUUCCACGCAUUAUUGUAUAAAUUGUAGUCGUUGUUGCCAAGGUAACAGAUCAAACAGCCAAAACGUUGCCAAACGCUAUUCUGAUUUAUUAUUGGAUUUCAAUACCUUUUGUGCUAUUCUUGUGCAGUGUCUUAAUUUGAUAGUCGGAAAGUUGUGAUAUUCUUUGACACUAUGUGUAAUGUAUGUAAUCAAGAGAAGACUUGCAUUUAAAAAAUUACGAAACAAAUAGAAUGCCGAAUGAUUGUUUGAUAUUUCAUCUUUUACCCAACAUAUUGAUGCUUUGUAUUUUGAAUAUUUUCUUCGUUUAGGUUGAAAUGAUGAGAAUGUGUGUUGUUAUCAUGAUACAUGUCACAUUAUGUAUAAAUGAUCAUCUUCUAGGUCCUCAUUUGAUAACAGUAUUCAGGAACUGAUUUAUAAAGUGUGGUGGUUGCCAUAGACGUCGUUCGAACGUCAUGUUGAAAUGUAUUCAAAUGUAUGAUAUUUUCAUGUAGCUAUGUAAACAAUAGUUUUAGAUGGCAGAUAUAGCCUCAGUAGUGUGAAAUAAAGAAUUCUAUACAGAUUGUUGGCAGUGUGUGUAAAACAUAGCAUGAAAUAGACUAAGUCUAGGUAAUUACACUAUCAUUCCUCUUAAGCUUUUCGGUGCUCAGUCUGGUUUUCUUUCCAGUUAUGAAUUUGAUGUGCUGUACUUAAAUAAAGAAUUAUUUCAA
Ylistrum balloti is the source of this 1776-nucleotide messenger RNA. RefSeq lists its product as uncharacterized. Lineage: Eukaryota; Metazoa; Mollusca; Bivalvia; Pectinida; Pectinidae. The coding region runs from base 69 to 452 and encodes 127 amino acids. Gene Ontology annotation, biological process: sleep; regulation of synaptic transmission, cholinergic; positive regulation of voltage-gated potassium channel activity. The record is from RefSeq and is a predicted model, not a curated record. The transcript is spliced from 3 exons.